AUGGCGACGGCUGAAGAGCGUAAACUGGAGUUGGAACGUAAGAAGCAGCGAUUGGCUGAGAUGCGUGAGGACAAGAGGCGUCGGGAAGAGGAGCGACGGCGUUUAUUGCUCAAAAGUGCACCUCAGGAAAAUGGAACUGUUCCAAUUCUGCCAAAAACAUUUUCACAGAAGGAUCUUGAAGAUAUUCUUGAGCCAUUAGGAAUUCCUGCUCAACCGCAAGUUGAACGACCCGUCACGCCAGCUGCAAAUGACUCUUCUUCGGAGCAUGCCUCAGCACCUUCACAACGUUUCGCGGGCAGUGGACGUGUGCAAAAUUUAGCAUUGGUUGAAACGCAGAUGAUCAGUGUGCCGGCGAAGGAGAGUGCGUGUUAUUGCAAGACAACCCAAACGGAUGAUGAUCGCAUCUCAGGUGGUGAAUUCAGUCUUGGAUCACAAGAGUUCGAUUACGACGAAGAGAUGACCAUGAUGGACAAACACAUCGAUAUCAAUUUCGACGAAUCACCAACUCGAGAGAUCGCAAACCUGUUGCCGAAUUUCCAUUUUGGUGCACGUCAAACGCAAGAGACGGUCGAAGAGCAGAAGAAGGAAGAGGAUCAGAAGAUACCGGAUUUGAGUGAAGAGGAAAAGCUACAGAUUCUGACCAGUCAGAAGUUUAAACACUUUUUUGAUUUUCAAUCCAAAAUUAUGGAACGUCAAUUGGCUGAAGAGGUGGACGUAUUUGUGGACUAUACUCGUGAUAGUACGGUUGACGAGAAGGCGGAUAGCAGAGAGAAGUUGACUCUUUCGAGGGUGUUUGUGGAUGAGAAGUGGAGUGCCGGAAGAUGUGUGACUGGUAUCGACUUUUGUGAGCAACACCCGGAGUUGGUGGCAGUUUCGUACGAUCACAAUCCAGAGUCUCCACUCGAUCCGAUGGGUGUCGUACAAGUGUGGAAUUGUAGAUUCAAGAAACCGACAGCUGAAUUCACAUUCUAUUGUCAAUCGCGAGUGACGAGUGUGGCAUUCGCUAAAUUCCAUCCGAAUUUGAUUAUGGGUGGUUGUUAUUCGGGUCAAAUUUGUAUGUGGGACAAUCGUCUCAGUAAGAAAACUCCUGUUAAUAAGAGUCCAUUAUCAUCGCAAGCACAUACGCAUCCAGUAUAUAGCAUGGCCGUAGUGGGCAGUCAGAACGCGCAUAAUCUAAUAAGUAUCUCAACUGAUGGUCGACUUUGCUCGUGGAGUGUUGAUAAUUUGAAUCAACCCAUCGACAUCAUCGAUCUGUCAUGGAAACAAAAACAGGUGACUUGUACGAGUAUGUCAUUUGCGUUGGACGAUGUGAAUAAUUUCGUGGUGGGCAGUGAGGAGGGUACCGUGUAUACGGCGAGUAGACACGGUAAUAAAGGUGGUAUCAAUGACGGGUUCGAAGGUAGUGACGUUUUGCUUGUUGGGGGUCAUACGGCAUCAAUAACUGGAGUUGAUUCGCAUAAAGCGAUGGGUGUUAUUGAUUUAUCACAUUUGUUUUUAUCGUCUUCGUUGGAUUGGACCGUUAAACUUUGGAGUUCGAAGGAACCAAAAGCAUUGUGUUCAUUCGAGAAGCACGGUGAUUAUGUGGCCGACGUGGCAUGGUCUCCGGUUCAUCCGGCCGUAUUCACAUCAGCUGAUGCUGCUGGAAAUUUGUUUGUGUGGAAUUUGAACGAAGACAAUGAGGCACCGAUCACGCGAUUGAAGAUGGAGGAUGGCGUGGGCAUACGGCGAAUGAAGUGGACACACUCUGGACAGCAGUUGACGGUUGGAGAUGAGAAAGGGAACUUGUGGCUGUAUGACGUACACGAGAGUUUGAUCAAUUGUAAAGCGGACGAGUGGAGUAAAUUGGCCAGAACAUUGCGUGACAUCAAACAGGCACGCGAGGAGGCAGAAGAGCAACUGCCCGAAUCGUCGAGUCGUAUUGGAACGUCACUUUCGAGCGCGUCGUUAGUGAAUGCAGCAGCACAGUCGUCCCUUUCGGUUAAUUUAUCACCGAGGCAACAGUGGUAA
Messenger RNA from Anisakis simplex (herring worm), 2007 nucleotides. The record is from the annotation of a GenBank genome assembly. Lineage: Eukaryota; Metazoa; Nematoda; Chromadorea; Rhabditida; Anisakidae.